ACAAUGUUGACCGGUAUCGCUCACGUAAAUCUCAUCGUGCCCUCAGGCACUCUCGACGAGGCAGAAGCAUUCUAUGCCAAUACUCUCGGCAUGCAGCGGGUUCCUGUCCCAGCUUUGCAAAAAGAUAGGCUCGCAUGUAGUGUUCAAAGACCAGGCUUACAAACCAUAUCAGGUNUCGACAUCACGCCAAACGGCCAGCAGGUUCACAUCGCGUCCGGCCCACCAAACGAGGAAUCAUCUCGCCAUCCUUGUUUUCGUGUCGAGUCACCAGAAGCUCUUUUGAAGCUCCAAACCCGCGUCUUUGAGCAUUUUGAGGCCGGCGGCCAAGGAGCUCCCAAAGCAGCUGAUAGACCUGGAGAAGAGAAUUCAGGUUUGUCGACAUCCAACACAGUACGGCUACAGGCGACCCCAAACUAA
Molecule: messenger RNA, 417 nt
Organism: Aureobasidium vineae
Lineage: Eukaryota; Fungi; Ascomycota; Dothideomycetes; Dothideales; Saccotheciaceae
Source: the annotation of a GenBank genome assembly